This is a messenger RNA of Geodia barretti, 687 nucleotides long. The record is from the annotation of a GenBank genome assembly. Lineage: Eukaryota; Metazoa; Porifera; Demospongiae; Tetractinellida; Geodiidae.
AUGAAGAGUCCUCUCGUGAAACAAGUCAACGACCUGACAGGCAGCUUCAAGCCAGAGACAUUGGCUCUUGCCGAGCAAGCCGACAUGAAGUUUGCUCACAGUCUGCCUGAGCUGGUGAAGACUUGCCAGCAGUUUGGUAAGGUGUACUGUCAUCCAGUGUGCCCUGAGAAGUGUCGAGCCUCAGGUGAAGGCAUCAAGGUAGCCACGAGAGGGCAAACAGUGGCUGUCUCUGUAGAGGCUUUAGAUAGGGAGGGAGAAGCCUACCUCAGACCUGUAGACAGCUUGAGGUGUGAGCUAGUUGCUAGCGAUGGCAGCAGUCGAGUCAGGGGCACUGUGAAGAGAAGAAAUCAGAACAUCUACGACAUCAGCUACCAGCCUCAGGUUCUGAACUCCGACCUCACCUACUCCAGUAGUUUUGGUAGGAAAGGCUCUAACAAUGGCGAAUUCAGCUAUCCUUAUGAUAUAUCUACAGACAUAGAUGGCAAUGUGUAUGUUGCCGAUAGCAGCAACCACAGAAUCCAGGUCUUCACGGUAGACGGACAAUACUUGAGGCAGUUUGGGAAGGGAGAAGAAGAAGAGGGAGAAAAGGAGGGAGAACUAAACCAGCCGGCCAGUAUCGCUAUUGACUCUAGCAACCUAGUUGCAUUAGUCUUAGUGCACGAGGACUACGGCUCGUGCAUUACAUAA